CUAUCAACGCAGGAUGAACUAGUGGGAACAGAAACACUAUGGCUGCCAGUCUCUCCUUGACUCAGCUUUCAAGUGGGAAUCCUGUCUAUGAGAAAUACUAUCGACAGGUAGAUCCGUCCAGCAGUGGGCGUGUAGGAGCUACUGAUGCAGCCUUAUUUUUAAAGAGAUCUGGCCUUACAGACCUGGUCCUUGGCAAGAUAUGGGACUUAGCAGAUUCAGAUUGCAAAGGCUCGCUAAACAAGCAGCAAUUUUUUGUCGCCCUCCGUUUGGUGGCAUGUGCUCAGAAUGGACUUGAAGUGUCUCUUAAGAGCUUAAAUGCUGCUGUCCCUCCCCCAAAGUUUCAUGACACUAGCAGUCCUCUUCAGUUUGGCCCCGUGCCCACGGACUGCCAAUGGGUUGUCAAGGCAGAGGAGAAGCUGAAAUUCGAUGCCAUCUUCGACAGCCUCUCUCCAGUGGGCGGCAUGCUCACGGGCGAUAAGGUCAAACCAGUGCUCCUCAAUUCUAAACUCCCUGUGGACGUUCUUGGCAGGGUUUGGGAGCUCAGUGACAUUGACAGAGAUGGCAUGCUGGACAAAGAUGAGUUUGCUGUGGUCAUGCAUUUGGUAUACAGAGCCCUGGAGUCCGAACCAGUUCCCAUGUCUCUGCCUGCCGCUCUGAUUCCACCGUCAAAACGGAAAACAAUAGCCACGCCUCCUGUGAUGCCCCUCCUACCAUCACCAGCACAGCAUAAAGAGAGAGGCUCCGCCCACUCUGGAUCUAAAACACUGCCAGCAAAACCUACACCACCACAGUGGGUGGUAUUUCCAGCAGAAAAAGCCAAAUAUGAUGACUUAUUCGCCAAGACAGACAGUGACAUGGAUGGCUUGGUAUCUGGUGCUGAGAUCCGAGAUAUAUUUCUAAAGACUGGUUUGCCAUCUGCCACUUUGGCCCGCAUUUGGGAGCUUUGUGAUAUAGGAGACGUUGGGAAACUGAGCCGAGAUCAGUUUGCAUUAGCUCUAUAUCUGAUCAAUCAGAAGCUGUCAAAGGCAAUAGACCCACCUCAGACACUCUCUCCAGAAAUGAUCCCUCCUUCUGAUAGACUGGCACGACAGAACAAUGCUGUCACAGUACAGGCUGCCGAUUUCUCCGCAAUUAAAGAGUUGGACUCACUCACUAAUGAAAUCGUGGACCUACAGAAGGAGAAGAGCGUGGUGGAACAGGACAUCAAAGAGAGGGAGGAAACUAUACGACAGAGGACCAGCGAAGUCCAGGACCUGCAGGAGGAGGUUCAGAAGGGCUCGGAGGAGCUGAGCCACCUGCAGGCAGAUCGACAGGAGGUGCAGGAGAAGCUGGAGAGGCUGGACGAGCAGAAACGCUCUCUAGAGGAGCAGCUCAGACUCAUACAGCAACAGUGCAGCCAGGAAAGCCAGCUGAUCCAGUCAUUGCAGGAGGAGCACUCCGAGCAGGAGCAGAGAAUUGGUGACUAUGAGGAGGAGUUGACCAGAGCCCGAGAAGAACUGCUCCACCUGCAGGAGGAGACGUGUCAACUGGGAGAGAAAGUUCAGUCUGCCCGUGCUCAACUCUGCCCCCUUGAGGAUGCUGUUAAAGAAUCCCACACACAGAUUGCUCAGGAACAGAAGCGAUUGGCCGAGCUUAAAACGGAGGAGAGAGAAGUGACUGCAAGGCUUACUUGGAAAAUCCUGGAGGAGCCGGUGCUCGUCAACGGAACAGCGCCCUCCUCUGAGCAGCUGGAGCAACUGCAGUGGCCUCAACCCACAGCACAGCCGCCAGAGAAACCCAAAGAGGACAAAGUCCAGGAUGAAGAGGAGCAGUCAUCCGUGGAUGAGCUGCAGGAGCUCAGAGUCACAGAGGAGCAGCUCGGGUCUGAGGCAGAAGAGCCAUCCACCAGCCCAGAGGAGCAAGAGCCUAAAGCUGACUUUUAUAGCUCUGACCUUUACAACAGUGGGUUAUCCACUGCCAGCUCCACUACUAUGGCCUGGCCUCAGGGGAUUACGGAAAGCACAACACAAACUAACCCAGAGCCAGAGGUACGGGAGGAGAAGGAAAAGGCUGAGGCAGAAGAGCCUGCCACCAGCACCCCAAAGCUGGAAACUGUGGAGCCAGAGAAGAAGGAAGCUGCCCAGCCAGUUACAUUGCCACCCACUAACCCACCUAGCGGUCCUGGCCUUGACUUCUUCCAUUCGGACCCAUUCACUGACGGUGAUCCAUUCACUGAAGACCCUUUCUCAAAAGUUGACAUUUCAGAUCCUUUUGGUGGGGACCCUUUUAAAGGCACAGACCCGUUUGCUGCAGACAACUUCUUCAAGCAGUCUUCAGUUGGUUUCCCAUCAGGAGAUCCUUUCGGUUCCUCCGACCCAUUCACUGCCACCACAGGCCCAAAAGAGCCUGAUCCAUUCACAUCCAGGACCAGUAAUGCUGUCACUCCAGACCCAUUUGCUUCCGGUAGUGGGAACGUCCAAGACACUGAUCCGUUCGGAUCCAAAAUGGAUGCCCUGGGAGACUCUGAUCCCUUCAGCUCGACUGGCACAGGACACGACCCAUUUGGAGGAUCAGAUAUUCCUGCAAGAGAUGGACCAGCAGCAGCCAAUGAUCCUUUUGCUCCAGGAGGAACUACAGUGGCCACUAACUCAGACCCAGAUCCCUUUGCUGCAGUAUUUGGCAAUGAGACUUUUGGAGGAGGUUUUGCAGACUUCAGCAGCUUAGCAAAGUCUAAUGGCAGCGAUCCAUUCGACUCAAGUACAAACAAGAAUUUAUAUAAGGAGGACACUCAGUCAGAUGUUCCUCCAGCAUUACCGCCCAAAACCGGAACACCUACCAGACCUCCACCUCCACCCCCAGGUAAACGGUCCAACAUCCACCGAUCGGAUUCGUCCGAAUCAUUUCAGAGGCGUGGUCUGUUCAAGGCUCAGGGCUCUGGAGAGUUCUCCUCCCUUCCCGCUAAAGACUCGGUACCAGACCCCUUCGCCCCUUCCUCACCCCACCCAGCCCCCCGCGCCCCCAACCGAUUAAUCCACCGAUCGGAGUCGUCUGAGUCAUUUCAGAGGCGUGGUCUGUUCAAGGCUCAGGGCUCUGGAGAGUUCUCCUCCCUUCCCGCUAAAGACUCGGUACCAGACCCCUUCGCCCCUUCCUCACCCCACCAAGCCCCACGCGACCCCAACCGAUUCGCCAGCUUUGACAAAUACCCCACAGAGGAGGACAUGAUAGAGUGGGCGAAGCGGGAGAGUGAAAGAGAAGAGAGGGAGCGUGUGGCUCGUCUGACCCAGCAGGAGCAGGAGGAUCUGGAGCUGGCGAUAGCCCUCAGCAAAUCUGAGCUGUCCUGACCCAAGCUGGAUACAGCACCACCACCACCCGAGCCACAUUAACAAGGAGGAGGAGGAACAGGGGAAGAGCUGGAACCACCAUAAUUAGAAGAAUCCUUCCACCUGCAUCUCCAGCCACUUGAUAAUCAUCUAGGUUUCCCUCUGAAUGUCCACUGAGUUCUCCCGGUGUCCGGUUGGCUGGAAUAAUGUAUGAAGGCCAAGUCAAGAUGGAGUUAAAGGUAACAGACUCACUGCAGCCUAUAUGGCUUGAAACCUCUGGUGUGACUCCCUUUGUUUUUAAAUAACCUCAAAUCAAGGGAGCUCCACUAAUCUGCCGCUUUCAAGUUUUUUUUUUCUUUUUAAAGAUCUGAUGUCCAGUUCAGUGUAAUUGAACAAGUGUUUCUGAACAAAUCUAUACCCAUCUAUUUGAAGUUUAUUGUAGAGUGAUUAUAAUAAGGUUACCAGUGGAGUAAAUGUAUUUAGAUCUGUUACAUGGAGGCUUAAAGAAAUCCAUAACAAGUGUUCCAAGGUUCGUUCUCUUCCUUUUUUGGGUAAUAUUAACACAUUUGUUCAAAGUUUACAAGCAGCCAAACUGGGCUGCUUCUUUCGCUUUUCAAAGUUUCAGAAAUAGUUCUUUGAAACAAGAGGUUUUUAUUGUGGGCAUGUCUGUCCACUCUCAGGAACGAAUCCCACAAGCUAUAAAACCUCAUUACCGCAACCUGAUCAGUGGAUUUCAGCUAUAAUUGAAGCUGAGGUGCUUGUAACAUUAUCAGCUUACAUAAACCACUACUGCAACUGAAUUUAUACCAUGCUAAAAGAGAACACUGAUGAACUUUAGAAAAGAACAACCAUGUAAACGCCGUUUUACCGUUAUAAUCUUAACAGUACAGCAUUUAUACUUUACUCAUUCUGUCCUUUUGAAGAAUCGUAAUCUUGAAAAGCUACUAAGAGACAUUAUUUGACAUUGCAAAUUUAUAAAUAGCUGAUAAAAAUAAUGAAAAUGUACAUAUUUGUGAAUUGUUUGUCAGUAAUCUUGUACUACGGUGUAUUCAUACCUUAAAACAUAUUGUAUUUUAUAUUAAAAAAAAAAGUGGUAGAAUAUAGAAAGCUUGCUUAAUAAAAAUGUCCCUUCUGUCUUAUUCCUAUAAUGACAAAUGCCGAAGCAAUUGGAUCAAAGGUGAUUUAAUAUGGCACAAAAUGUGGAGCAAGUCUUGUUAACUGAGUUUCAGAAAACAUUUUAUGAGUAAAUAAAAUAAAAAAAAAUAUAUAUAUAUAUAAAAUUGAGCAAUAUUAAGUCAGGCAGUGAUAUUUUCUGUAGUGCCUACCUGUUCAGCCUUGCCUUGGAGAGAGAAAAUCAGCUUGUGGUGAAUCAAAGAUGAUAAAUUGUUAAACAUUUAAUAGCAUUACUCUUCUCAAAAGCACCCUUAAUGCUCCAAUGCAAUGUUUCCAGUGUCAAUUAGGAUAUAAGAACCAGCUGCUCUUUUAUUCAUCUUGCACAACAUUCAGUCACUCCCACAUUUCAAAAGAUGCCUAAACACACUCUGGGGAUCAAUAGUGCACAGUUGGUUGCAUUUUCGUGUGCACAAAUUGGUAUAAGCUUUACAGACAGUGAAUUUAAACUUAAUACCAGUGCAUUUAUCAUUAUAAUUAUUAUAUUUGCAACAUGUCAUAAACAUUUUAGUUGUCUGUAUGUAGUUUCACCAGUAGGUGGACUCACUGAAAUGCAACACACUGCAUGAAAGACAAGAACCUGCUGCUUGGAGUCUUCAGUGACUACAAUAGAUGCGCUUUGUGAAGGUUUUAUUUCACACAGACUUUAUAUAUGAAAGCAUCUGACAGCAUAAUGGAAGAAUGUGCUCCUUUUUUGAAUGCUUUGUCAGACAAUGUUUUUUUUCCCAGUAUUGGCCUUUGAAAUCAAUAUUUGCUUUUUGGUUCAGGACUCUAUCUUAGCUUUGGGCACAGACAAAUGUGGCGGAAAUGAAAAUAAUGAUAGAAGGGAAUAGCAAACCUUGUGGCUAAUCUGGCUUUUGUUUGGCCAACCCAGCAUUUUCAUGCAAUUUAUGAAGAUUUGGAGCAUUACUGUUAAUCAGGCCGAAAUACAGCAUUAAAAAACACCUGCACUCCUCAUUUCAAACCAAUGCUUGGCCUUCUGUUUAUGGCUGCUGCUUCUCUAUUAUCGGCCCUGCAUAUUGUUAAAAACGUUUUUAUGCUCUGUCUGUUGUUGAUUAUGUUUGUAUGUAUGUAUGUAUGUAUGUAUAAGCUUUGUGUGCCUCUAAAAGAAAACCACUUAUAUGUUGGCCACUGACUGCCUUUUAAGAACAGGCUAAUUGUAUUUUAUUUUUUUAAUGUCCCUUUAUUG
This is a messenger RNA of Sinocyclocheilus rhinocerous, 5658 nucleotides long. RefSeq names its product epidermal growth factor receptor substrate 15-like. Bases 39 to 3320 code for a protein of 1093 amino acids. Gene Ontology annotation, cellular component: cytoplasm; clathrin coat of coated pit; plasma membrane. Gene Ontology annotation, biological process: endosomal transport; endocytosis. Gene Ontology annotation, molecular function: cadherin binding; calcium ion binding. The record is from RefSeq and is a predicted model, not a curated record. The transcript has 25 exons. NCBI's taxonomy places the organism in Eukaryota, Metazoa, Chordata, Actinopteri, Cypriniformes, Cyprinidae.